Molecule: messenger RNA, 4863 nt
Organism: Mytilinidion resinicola
Lineage: Eukaryota; Fungi; Ascomycota; Dothideomycetes; Mytilinidiales; Mytilinidiaceae
Product: transcription elongation factor spt6
Exons: 5
Coding region: 167-4486 (1439 amino acids)
Biological process (GO): positive regulation of transcription elongation by RNA polymerase II; mRNA transcription by RNA polymerase II; transcription elongation-coupled chromatin remodeling
Cellular component (GO): transcription elongation factor complex
Molecular function (GO): histone binding; nucleosome binding; DNA binding
Source: RefSeq, a predicted model, not a curated record
CUCUCCUCGAAUUCAUUCGCCUCGCCGCCUGCUACACCCUCGCCAUACAGUUCACAGUGCGCCCUUCAUCCUCCUCCCCCCUCGGCUCUUCCCAACCGACCCGUCGCCGUCCUCGACUCGAGAACCUCCUUGAACUUUUCUUUGUCUCCAUCACUAGUUCUCCGCCAUGGCCGAAUUUCUUGACCAGAUUGCCGAGCUAGGCAGCGAAGAUGAUGAGGAUUUUGAUGAGGAGGCUGGAGAUGCGCGGAAGAAGUCGAAUGGCGCAAACGGCGCCGUAGAUGAUUCUAGCGAAGAAGAGGAAGACGACGAUGAUGAGGAGGCCGCCAGACGUAUCCGCGAAGGCUUCAUUGUUGAUGAAGACGAGGACGAGGACGAGCAGACGGAGCGCCGUCGCCUGAAGAAGAAGCGCCGACGAGAACGGGAGGAGGUUGAUAUCUUGGAUGAUGAAGAUUUGGACCUCAUCGGCGAAGCGAACCCACAAUACGAGGCCCGACAACCGUCAAAGUCAAAGUACAAGCGUCUGAAGCGCGGACACAAGGACGACCGACCGACCCAGGAAGCCCGCGGUAUUGACGAAAUAUUUUCCGACGACGAGGAAGGCCAGGGGGAUGAUGCUAUUGACCGACACCGAGAGCCGCGAGGAGGUCUUGUCGAUGAGUUUGCUGACUUCAUCGAUGAAGACGAAUUCGAAGAUGAUAUACAACGCGAACUUGAGGAGGACCGAGAGGUGGCUAGACCCGGGAUGUCUGGGCUUACUGGACUCUCCGGAUUGCAAGCAGCCGGGCUGGAUGAGGCCGCAGAGGAAGACUUCCGGGCUGCCUUUGGGGAUGGAACCGAAUACGACUGGGCGCUUGAUCUUCAGAUGGAAGCCGAUGAUAAAGAACAAGGAGAAGGUCGGGAGCUUGAGCUCAAAGACGUCUUCGAACCUGCCCAGUUGGUGGAGAGGUUGAUCACAGACGAUGACAUGGUUAUUCGGGGGAUUGACGUCCCAGAACGACUGCAACUGGCACGAAAGCCUUUCAAACCUCUCGAGCUCACGCCAGAUGAAAUGAAGGCACGACUGAAAGACGAAGCGCAUUGGAUCACAACCCUGAUAUUGCCCAAGAAGCGGUUGGCUCGGUAUUUCGCCGAACCCUUCGAGCGAGCUGUACACAAGGUCCUGGAGUUUCUCACUAUCGAAGACUACGAAGUUCCUUUCAUCUUUACGCAUCGGAAAGACUACCUUAUCCAUGCCGGAGGCGAUUACGACGCGGAUGAAGACGACGCGGAUGCGCCUCCACCGGAUGCUGGACCGGAGAGGCUGUUGGUUCAGAAUGAUCUUUGGGAAAUCUUCGAGCUAGACAUGAAAUAUCGAGCCCUGGCAGAGAAGCGAGAUGCUCUGCAGCGAUCCUACGACAACCUCAAAUCUAUAUCAAACAUCACGGACCCCGUUUUCGAAGAGAUGGUCGGCAAAGUUCAGACAAUUGAAGAGAUCCAAGAAAUACAGGACUAUCUUCAUUUUCAAUACUCUGCAGAGAUGAAGGACAUCAGCCUGUUGGAGUCGGAUCGCAACGGAACGCAAAAGCGUGCGCAAGCUUCCCGUAACAUCUUUGAAAAAGUUCGUGCAAGCAAGGCGUAUGCCAUGGUCCGCGCCUUCGGUAUUAGCGCGGAUGACUUUGCGCAGAAUAUAAUGGCCUCGCGCCGACACCACUACACUGAGGAUCCUGCCGACACACCUGAUGACAUGGCCGAUUCGCUCAUCGACCCGCCCGAAUACAACACCGGUGCACAGGUCCUGCGCGCAGCCAAGGCCAUGUACGUUGAGGAGUUAGUCGCAAGUCCUCGCAUGCGGAGGUACUUGCGCCAAAGCUUCUACGAAAGCGGUAUGGUUGAUUGCAUUCGAACAGAAAAGGGACUUCGUAAAAUCGGAGAAGACCAUCCCUACUACGAAUUCAAAUACCUCCGUCGUCAGGACUUUCACUCCCUUAGUCGACAGCCCGAGAUGUACUUGAAAAUGCUCAAAGCAGAAGAGGAAGGACUGAUAGAAGUCAAGGUCCGAAUGAUGGAUUACGACAAGUUCAAGAGGAACCUCUAUCAGUACAUCCAGUCUGACAAUUACAGCGAGGUUGCCGAUGCUUGGAACGUCCUCAGACGUGAAGUCUUGGACAGUGCCCUUGCGAAAUUGGAGAAGGCCAUGUCUCGAGGUGUGAAAGAAACUCUCAGAUCAGAGUGCGAAAAUGAGCUGUGCAAAACUGCUCGCGACAAGUAUUAUGAAAAGCUAGAUCAGGCGCCUUACAAGCCAAAGGGUACGGAUCUCGGUACUGUCCCCAGAGUCCUUACGCUGUCGAACGGCCGCGCCGCCAGGGGUGACGCUAUCUGCUGGGCAUAUCUAGAGCCCGACGGUCGAGUUCAAGAGCAGGGCAAGUUUGCAGAUCUUCGAAUGGGCAAUCCCGAGAGAUAUAUCGCGGAUGGCAAAGACGUCGCCAACUUUUGUGAGAUCGUACGGCGUCGGAAGCCUGACGUUAUUGGCGUGAGUGGAUUCUCAACGGAAACGAAACGCCUCGUCAAGGACCUGGAGGCUAUCAUCGAGACGUACGACUUGCGAGGCCCGGAAUAUACUGACCCGAACGACGAGGAUGAAGAAAAGUCUGAUCUUCUCGAAGUAUUCAUGAUUAACGACGAGGUAGCGAGGCUCUACUACAACAGCGCACGUGCUGCUAAGGAAUUCCCCACCUACCCGCCUCUCACAAGGUAUUGCAUUGCUCUUGCAAGGUAUCUCCAGAGCCCCCUACAAGAGUAUGCGGCCCUUCAAAAAGACAUCGUGUCGAUACCGUUUGUUCCCAACCAAAAUCUCUUACCGCAAGACAAGCUCCUUGCUCGCUUGGACUCGGCCAUGGUGGAUAUGGUAAACCUUGUCGGCGUAGAGAUCAACGAAGCUGUGAGCGAUCCCUACCUCGCCAACCUUCUGCCGUACAUCUGUGGUCUGGGUCCGCGGAAGGCCGACGAUGUCCUCAAGGUCAUUAAUAUGAAUGGUGGCGAGGUAUACUCUCGCGGUGAACUAUGUGGCUAUGCGACCGACCGAGAACUUCGCCCAGCCAUGGGUGCUAAAGUUUUCCAGAACUGCGCCAGCUUUCUGUAUAUUCGUUAUGACGGCCAAGAAGCCGAAUCUGACUACCUAGACAAUACCAGAGUUCACCCCGAAGAUUACGAUCUGGGCCGGAAGAUGGCUGCUGACGCCAUGGAGAUGGACGAAGAAGACGUCAAGGGCGAAUGCGACGAAUACGGUCCCAGCGGUGUUAUUCGCAAGAUGAUUCGAGAAGACGCCAAUGAACGAGUCCAGGACCUCAUUCUGGAAGCGUACGCUGAGCAGAUUGAAAAGAAUCUGGAAAUUCGCAAGCGCGCAACGCUAGAGACCAUUCGUGCUGAGCUUAUGGUUGCAUACGAAGAGAUUCGACGCGCGUUCUCGAUCAUGUCAACCGACGAAGUCUUUACGAUGCUCACUGGCGAAACACGCGAGUCUCUUACUGAGGGUAUGAUAGUACCUGUGUCCAUCAAACGAACCUUCCCGGACCAUAUCGAAGUCAAGCUUGAUUGUGGAAUUGAUGGUGGCGUCUCAGAGUCGGAGUACCCAGAAGGCGUUGGUGGUGCAGGCAUCGAACCUCGCCACUAUUACCAGAUCCAUCAAACGGUUCCGGCCAAGAUUCUGUUCAUCAACCGAAAGGCUCUCACUGCGCAGCUCACGUUCCGGGAAGACCUCCUCCGACGACCUUUCCGCAAGGAGAUUGACCGGCUACCUGGCGAAUGGGAUGAUCGGCAAGAGGCUGACGACAAGAAGGCUGCCGAGAAAGAAAAGGAGACGGUCACCGGACGUGCCCACCGUGUUGUCAACCAUCCCCUUUUCUUUGCUUUCAACACCGCGCAGGCUGAAGAAUACCUGGGUGGCAAAGAGCCGGGCGAGCUUGUGAUUCGACCCUCCUCCAAGGGACUUGAUCAUCUAGCUGUCACGUGGAAAGUCGCAGACAACGUCUACCAACAUCUCGAUGUCCUCGAGCUAGACAAGGAGAACGAGUACUCACUAGGCAAGACGCUCAGGGUCGGCCGCAUGACAUACAGCGAUUUAGACGAGCUGAUUGUCGGGCACGUGGAAGCGAUGGCGAAGAAGGUCACGGAGAUGAUGAAGGACGAGCGCUACCAGAAGGGUAGCAAGGCGGCGACUGAACAAUGGCUGUGCACCUACACGGAAGCCAACCCGAAGCGCUCCAUGUACGCCUUCUGCAUCAACCCAAAGUACCCCGGCUACUUCUUCCUCUGCUACAAAGCCGGCCAAGCAGCGGCGCUGGGUGCCUGGCCCGUCAAGGUCGUCCCGCGCGGCUUCGAGCUCCAGGGGUCGCAGUACCCGGACAUGAAGUCCCUGAAGAACGGCUUCAAAAUGCAGAUGCAGACGAUGCAGGCCGGUGGUGGGGGGCGGCCCCCCGUUGGCGGCGGCGGUGGAGCUGUGAGGCGAUAAGCAGCGCGUGCGAUGAUGGGUAGCAUUCCAUAUCUUUUCCUUCUUGUCAAGCAUUUUCUGGAAAUCCAAAGUUGAUACUGUCCCUCUCCUCUUUGCAUUUCUUGGAGCGUCAAAUGGACUGGCUAGGGGCGGUUCACUAAAAUGGGUGCGUGCUGGAGUUGGGUCUGAGAUAGGCAGAUUCAGCUACAUAUAGUUUUUUUUUGGUCAAUACGGUUAUAUCAGUCUUUGAUACGUCGUUUCUCAUGUCAAUGUGCCUAGCUUACGCGUUCGUCAUGCUGCUGUCACCCCUGCGUAGAUUCACGAGGAUCGAAGCUGCAAUAUGCCAUAUCACAAAGAUAUAUACUAAAUAGUGCAACUACAUGCAAGCAACCUCAGAC